Messenger RNA from Bufo bufo (common toad), 3512 nucleotides. RefSeq names its product thrombospondin type 1 domain containing 1 (gene THSD1). The coding region runs from base 306 to 2828 and encodes 840 amino acids. The transcript is spliced from 5 exons. Gene Ontology annotation, cellular component: cell periphery. NCBI's taxonomy places the organism in Eukaryota, Metazoa, Chordata, Amphibia, Anura, Bufonidae. The record is from RefSeq and is a predicted model, not a curated record.
GUCCAUCCUUUUCCCUCUCCACCCUUCCUUCAGGGAGGAGAUUGUAUUAGCUGCGACUUGUCUGGGGAAACUAACGAACAAAAUCUAUCAACUGGAGCAAAGCUGCAGCUCAGUCGGUGCCAGGGAGAUGCCUGUAGCUGAGGGGUGCCCCUGGCAUAGUGCAGUAGCAUGGCUGGAGAGGCAUAGUGGUUCCAGCUCCCGGUUAGAUGUGACCGCAGUGGGAUGCAGCAAGCCUUCCUCAUUGGCUGACCGUCCGCACAUUGGAGGUAUCUGGUCAUGGAGUGAGAUACACAGCUGGUAGCAGAAUGAGACUGAGCAGCUUCUCUUGUCUAUCUCUGCUUGUUCUCUGGGGCUGGGUUUUCAGUGAGCCCGGCCAUCUCCUCCUGAAACAAUCUCACCACAUAGCUUUAAGCAAAUCUUCCGUCUAUGUGGACUUCAGCGUACAAGACAAUUACAGCUUGUCAAAAAAUGCUUCAGUAAAUCUUCUGGAAGUAAAGAGCAACCAAAUAAUUACCAGGAAAGAGCUCCCAGCCAACCAUUCGCAGGGUGAACUGGAAUUUGAGUGUAUCUAUUUCAUAUCAGCCGGACUCUAUCGGUUUCAACUCAGCCUUGAGACAGAAAAUGAUAGCUCCAUUUCCUUUAUGAGCAGCCUCCUCAAUGUCACCUGGCCAAUUUUUCACAUUGACCUGAACAGGACAACAAAAGAUACGCUGAGAUCUUUCCACGUUGGGGUCUUCACCAAUGAACGGUUAUGUUCUGGAUUUCCUGAUCGCGAACCCAAACUUCUACUGGAGGUGGAGCACACACAUAGCUUUCAGGAGGUGGAGGAGCCAAGUGAUAGAUUUAUGCUGUAUAAGACGUACAAGGAGGUGCCGCUGUCCUCUUCUCAGUGGGUAGAGUUUGAAUGUGCGUCUGUGCGACCUGAAGCUUUCAUUACAGUGUCCCUUAAACCCACGCUUUCCGAAUCGGUCAUCGCUCAUAUGGGGCCUGUUGACCUUGUCAAGACCUUCAAGUAUAAGCUAGUCACCGUGAUGGGAAAAAAAUGUGAUACCUCAAUGGCUAUUUCCAUUAUAGCGCCUCCAUGUAAUUAUGCUGAAGGGAAAAUAACUGUGUACAAAGAGUCGCCCAGGAGCCCGGGUGAAGAUGUCACUACGCUAGCAGAAAUUGCUCUACAGAAAGGGGAGAAGAGCUGUCACUUCAACUGCACGUUAUUUGAGAUUGGGAAAAAUAAGUAUUGCUUUGAGUUUUUUAAGUCUUCAAGUGGCACUUUGAGCAACUCCUUGCCACGUGCCAAGCAGUGUGUGGAGAUUCGGAGAGAAAUAGAAACGUGGAGCCUGUGGCAGCCAUGGAGCUCCUGCAGCGUCACUUGUGGUGAUGGCCACAGAGAACGGUACAGAAGUUGCCUUUCAUCAUCACCCGUAAAUGCUCAAUGCAAUGGGAACAUGAAGGAGACAUCCCUCUGCUCUCUGGAGGACUGCCUGACUGUGAAACCUUCAAGUAAAUCUACCACAAAUACAAAAGACGACUCCAAAACUAGCAAUACAGUUACUUUCACUGGUAUUUCGCUAUGUCUUUUUAUCAUUUUCAUCACCAUUGUAAUUACCGUCUGGAGGAGGUUCUCUAAGGCGGGCAAGUGCAGUAUGGUGACCAGACACAACUCUUCUCAUUCAGUCAGCUGUCGUAAAAACUCUGAUGAGGAGAACAUCUAUCAAGUGAGGGAGAGCUUCUCAGAUGCAGGAGAUGGUCAACAGGAAAGCAUGGAAGAAGAAGUUCAUAUACCUUUAAACUACAGGCAAAGCACACGUGUGACUGAGGAACAAACUACGGCAGAGAAUGACUGUGCACAAGCAAAUAGUCAGAAGUUAAUACCACCCAUCUUCAGUUAUCGUCUUGCUCAACAACAGCUAAAAGAGAUGAAACAAAAAGGUCUCACAGAGACCACUAAAGUGUAUCAUGUCUCUCAGAACCCAUUGGCAGAUACUGCAGUAGAUAUUUCACUGGCCCCUCCUUUGGUGCCGGAAAACUUAGAAGAAUCUGCUGCAAAUAAGUUUAGGAUACAGUCUCCAUUCUUAGAAACAAAGAACAGCCAUAUCCAAAAUGCCAGUGAGAGGCCUAGUUCAAGGUUUCCACCAACACAUGGUCAAACACUACCUAAAAUAUCCCCUGUUAGGACCAGUGAUGCUAAAGGAAGGUAUGACAGAGGCUAUCAAAAAAGUAACUUUAGAAGAACCUCUAGUUUCCAUGAAACUAAACAUAUUAAACCCUACAGAGAAAGAAGUUUGACAUCAAUAUCUCCAAGACAUACAAUGGUUUAUAACUCAAGGACCAAGAUGUGGGAAUAUUCCACAGUAGAGAGACCUAAAAAUAAACCUAUAAGACUAGAGAAAAGCCCAGAAAAUCUUACAAGAGGCGUCUCCUUCCCUCUUGAUGCCAUCAGGCAUUCACCAAAAAGUCAUUAUCUACAGCAAGGGGAGAGUAAACCUGAUUUAAUAAGUAGCAGGUAUAUAGCUGGUAAAUUGAAAUCAGAGAGAACAGAACAAAACCGAAUGCGAAAAGGUCCUUCACCAUUGGAGAAGUCUUGGAACCAGGCUCAGGAAUGCUCACAUUCCCCUAAAGAUAACUACCAACGGAAGAGUGCUCACAGUCCAUCACAUUACCGGAGAGAGAAAUGUCAGAGUUUCCCAUGGGGUGCUGAAUAUUCCUUCUAUGAUAAUUCCACCUUUAGACUCACAGAUGCUGAGCAACAGAUGCUUGACUUACCUGGGUAUUUUGCCUCUAAUGAAGAGGAUGAGACAAGUACUCUAAGUAUUGAAAGACUGGUCCUCUGAUUAUGCAAUCAUGGGCUAGACAGUUUAUUUCUUUGUAUAUUUUGCACAUUGACAGACAGGGUUGUUAUAUGUCACAUUGUACUGUGGUGACCACAACAAGAAUACGAAUACAACACAUUCAAACAUAACAAUGGUGUAUGCACUCAUUAAAAAAAGUAUUUCUCUACAAAGGAAAAGCAAAUGCAGACCACAUGCUAUACCUCAUUGUCUUAAAGGAACCUAGCAGUGAAUGGUAAAAGUAAAUAGAAGAACACUUGCCCACGUUUGUCGGUCUAUAGGAUUUUCUGCAGGCCCCUGGGAAAAAAGUAUUGUAGAAAUAUUUCACAUCAUUUCCUCCUGUCCCCUUCCAUUUUCAUGAAAUGAAUGGUUGGUGCUUAGAUAAGGGGACAGCCAUACAGGGCUUAGCAUGCACAGUCUACUAUAGCAGACAAAGCAAUGGGGAAGGGCUCAUGCUGCAACCAGUUGUCUUACAGUCAGAAACAGCGGGAGAAAAUACAAACUCCAAGCAAAAGUUUUCCCUGGUUAGAUUCAAACCCAGGAUCCAGCGCUAUAAGUCACCAGGGCUACCACUGAGCCACCAUGCUGCCUAAUCAAAAACAAAUCUGGCUAACAAGUUAUCUAAACAAGCUCUUAAAAUGCAAAAUAAUCUUCGGGCAUGUUAUAGAGCAUGAGAGGCUGAGCAGA